UCCCUUGGCCUCGCAACUUAACUACUCAAAAGUUCACAACACACCUUCUUCUCUAACUAAAGUCGUAUAGCUGCAGAGUCUUUGUCUUUUCAAGACGUUUCCUGCCCAAUAAUUGUUUCCUUUGAGGGUAUUUCGCUUUAAUUUACUCCGACUUGAUAUUUGUUAAAAUAAGAGUAGACCAAAUACUUUUCUUAAUGACUUUUUAGUUUUUAGUAGAUUUUUUAUUUUUUAUUUUAAAUCAAAGAAGACUUGUAUAUUAUUUGUAGAGUAACUCUCACGGUUAGAUAUAAAAAACAAUUCUAAAGUCAACUCUCUGAUAUAUGCCUAGAGGGAAUAUUUUUCCUGAACUUUGAACGUCGAAACUGUCAUUUGAGUCUCUCCCUUAUGCAUUAUAUGACCUGAUCAAACAAGGCUUACCUCUUGUGUCUCGUUAACCAAUGGCUCAAAGAUUGCAUCUUCUUCUCUCUAUAAUCUUGUUUGUUAAUUUGAUUCGCUUUUCAAAUCAACAAGACUUAAGUUUCGUCUACAACGGCUUUAACCAAGGCCAAGGCGAUCUUCUCCUUGACGGUCUUGCAAAAAUCCAACUCCCAGGUGGACUUUUGCAGCUAACCGAUGCCACGGCUCAGCAAAAGGGUCACGCUUUCUUCAACCGUCCGUUCGAUUUUGGUUCAGCUUCUUCAUCACAGUCUCUAUCUUUCUGGACUCAUUUCGUUUGCGCUUUAGUCCCUAAACCAGGAGCUGACGGUGGUCACGGGGUUGCCUUUGUUCUAUCCUCUUCAAAGGAUCUCACACAAGCAGACCCAACUCAAUACUUAGGACUCUUCAACAUCUCAACUAAUGGGUCUCCUUCUUCUCAGAUUCUAGCCAUCGAGCUGGAUACCGUCGAAAGCGCAGAGUUUGACGACAUCGACAAAAACCAUGUCGGUAUAGACGCAAACAAUCUCCACUCUGUUGUGUCUGCUCCAGCUUCUUAUUAUUCCGACAGAGAAGGAACGAACAAAAGCUUGACACUCUUGAGUGGAGAUCCUAUCCAGGUGUGGAUUGACUACGAAGAUACUCUACUCAAUGUUACAUUAGCUCCUCUAAGAAACGAGAAGCCAAGUAAGCCUCUUUUGUCAAGAAACAUCAAUCUCACAUCAGUUUUCCCGGAUGGAAAAGCAUUUGUCGGGUUCUCUGCAGCAACUGGGUCACUGAUCAGUUACCAGUACAUCUUAGGAUGGAGUUUCAGCACAAGCAGAGUUUCAUUACAGAGCCUUGACUUCUCUAAACUUCCCACGGUCCCUCGUCCUAAGAUACCGAAGAAAACAUCUUCUCUGCUUAUUAUUCUACUGGUUAUACUCGGCCUCCUAGUAAUGGCUGUUCUUGUAGGAGUUUGUGUGUACAGGAGAAAGAAGUAUGCAGAAGUCAAAGAGCCAUGGGAAAAGCCAUACGGUCCACUUCGCUAUACCUACAAGUCUUUAUAUAAAGCAACAGGAGGGUUUAGAAGAGAUGGCCGUCUUGGAAAAGGAGGUUUUGGAGAAGUCUUUAAAGGAACUAUGCCUCUUGUAGGAGAUAUAGCGGUUAAGAGACUAUCACACGAUGCUGAGCAAGGGAUGAAACAGUUCGUUGCUGAAGUUGUGACGAUGGGUUGUUUACAGCACAAGAACUUGGUUCCUCUUCUAGGGUAUUGCAGGCGAAAAGGCGAGUUGUUGCUGGUCUCCAAGUACAUGGAAGGAGGUAGCGUUGAUCAAUAUUUGUUUCAAGAUGAUAAACCACCUCUUUCGUGGUCUCAAAGACUUGCGAUUUUGAGAGAUAUUGCAUCUGCGCUAUGUUACUUGCAUACGGGAGCUAGUCAAGUUGUUUUGCACCGAGAUAUCAAAGCUUCUAAUGUCAUGUUAAAUGGAAACUUACAAGCGUUUUUAGGAGAUUUUGGGAUGGCUAGGUUUGAUGACCGUGGCGCUAACCUCUUAGCAACGGCAGCUGUUGGAACCAUAGGUUACAUGGCCCUCGAGCUAACAUCAUCAGGAACUUCAACUAGAACCGAUGUGUAUGCAUUUGGUGCAUUCAUGCUUGAAGUAACGUGUGGGAGGAGACCAUUUGAUCCCGAGAUGCCGGUUGAGAAGAGACAUUUGGUCAAAUGGGUUGUUGAAUGCUGGAAAAGGGGCUCUUUGGUUGAUGCUAUAGAUAGAAAAUUGGGAGGUAAAUUCAUACCUGGGGAGGUCGAAAUGGUUCUGAAACUCGGCUUGCUCUGUACAAGUAUUGUACCUGAUUCACGACCAUCAAUGGAACAAGUGGUGCAAUACAUAAACAGACACCAAAUGUUGCCUGAUUUAUCUCCAGAUACUCCCGGAAUUGGAGUUUCCACGCCAGUGUUAAUGGGAGUACCUUUCCUGGCAAUUUCUUCCACUUCAGGGAUCUCAUCAGCAUCACCACCAUCGGUUUCUUCUUCCCCUGCCAACAACUCAAUGUUCAUUUCUCACACAAUCAUGUAUGGUGAUGGAAGAUGAAAUCUGACAACUCGAUCGCGUGUCUCUUUGUCCGUAAUCUAUAAACUCUGUAUAGUUGUAUUAGUUCUGUUGUAGAGAAAUCUUUAUUUGGGACACAAGUAAUCUAUGUAAAAGUAAGAUGUAUAAAUAUUUCUCUAAAUGGCAUGUAUUGUUUAUGUGAACUAGGUGGUGUUUUAUAAAUCUAUACUAUAAACAUUAUAAAUACUUUUAUAUAUAACUCUAUACCAUAUACCAUAUAAAAUACAAAAAUAUCUUAAUUUAAAAAAUUAUAUUAAACACGAAUUGAGAACUUCAUAUUUUAAUUUUUAAAAAUUUGCAACAAAUUUUCAAGAAAAAGUAUAAAAUUUAAACCUAUUAAGAAUCCCCCAUUGAAAAUUUUGUUAUCAAUAAUUUAAGAAUUUUAUUAUAAAAAUAUAUGAAUAUAUACUAAUAAAAGGAAUCUUUUGAGGCUCCAUAAAGCGUCCACAUAAUCAUAUAAUCAUAUUAUUCGAAAAAGCCACGUGACAUCAUUACUAUUAUUACAUUAUAACAUUAAAUCACAUUAUUACCAUUUAAAUAUAUAAAUAUAUAAAUACGAAAUAUAAGUAAAUAUACAUUUAUAUAUAUAAAUAUAUAAUAUACGAAAUGUAAGUAAAUGGAAAUUUAAAUUUUUAAAUAUAUAAUAUACGAAAAUAAUAAUAAUAAGUAAAUACACAAUUCAAAAAAUAGAAAUACUACAUUAAACAUCUAUCUUAAAAUGCAAAAAUUAAAUAUAAGUAAAUAUACAUUUAAAUAUGUAAAUAUAUAAUAUAUGAAAAAAUAAUAAUAAGUAAGUACACAAUUUAGAAAAUAGAAAUACUAUAUUAAAAAUGUAAUAUACAAAACUUUUUGAGACUCCAUAGAGCGUCCGUCCACAUCACUAUAGAAUCUUUAUUCGAAAAGAAGUCACGUGGCGUCAUUACUAUUAUUACAUUAAAUCACAUUAUUACCAUUUAAAUAUAUAAUAUAUGAAAUAUAAGUAAAUAUACAUUUAUAUAUAUAAAUAUAUAAUAUACGAAAUGUAAGUAAAUGGAAAUUAAAAUUUGUAAAUAUAUAAUAUACAGAAAUAAUAAUAAUAAUAAUAAUAAUAAUAAUAAUAAUAAUAAUAAGUAAAUACACAAUUCAAAAAAUAGAAAUACUA
Molecule: messenger RNA, 3645 nt
Organism: Brassica rapa (field mustard)
Lineage: Eukaryota; Viridiplantae; Streptophyta; Magnoliopsida; Brassicales; Brassicaceae
Product: putative L-type lectin-domain containing receptor kinase I.1
Biological process (GO): protein phosphorylation
Molecular function (GO): carbohydrate binding; protein kinase activity; ATP binding
Source: RefSeq, a predicted model, not a curated record